CAAAUCGCUUGUCGUACUGAGAAUAUGUGGCAAGUUAAAUAAACUAUAUAGGCGUUCAAAUAUUAAGUCAUCCGCUAAGGCGUCUCGCAACUCAGGUCCUGGUUUGGGGGGUAAAACUCGCUCGUUCAAUUGAUCGAACUCAGUCAAUCGAUCGAUCAGUCUAUCAAAAAUAUGUAAACAUAUUCCCCUUCGCCCAUCGCUCGGACGGACUCUUCCACCGACAGCGCACCGUGCUCUUCAGCACGCAAACGACCUGUUGGUCACGUGGCUCCGCCGCUGUCUGCUUGCUUACCUCCAUUCUUUCGAUGAUAGACAACAGUUAAGUGGCGGAGCGCAGGGCGCAAACACUUGGGCUCCCGGGUCGCAAGAAAAGGAGGGGGAGGUGUGCGUGCGUGCUCGCGGCCCGACUUCCGGGAGCUUCUGGAAGGCUCCCUGUGGAUGCUUAUUUUGAGAGCCUUCUGCGAAGGGCCCAUUUCUAAACUUGGCUAAAAGGACCCGGCACGCGGCUGGCGUUCCCUUCUCCGGCGCUUCCGGCUCCGACUGUGACGCCGCGUAGCUCUUUCUGUCGCCGAGCCGCGCCACACGGGCUUCCCCGGUGCAACGCACCCGCCGCGGUGUCCGCGCUCGGGCGCCGGUCUCAUGAGGCUCCUUACACUGUUCGCGUGGUUCGCAUCUGCUGCGGCCGACUCCUCUCUAAGACCGGCAGGCUCGGCGUUUAACUUCGCCGUGUGUCACCCAACAGGACAACUUUAACACGACAGUCUUUCACGCUAGAAUAUUACCGAUACAGGAGGAGAAGAGGGGGAGACAUGGACAAAGGCCGGCCCGUGGUAACGAGGACCUCUACGAGCUAUCGCACUCCGACGGCCAUUGGCGUCAGUGAUAGUGGCGAGCUGUUUUGCGGGUGCCUGAACUUGGCGGUUUUCAACACGAGAACAGGCGUCUACAAGAUCCUUGAAACGGCGCUGUCAAGCAUCUCGCUGUGCCUGAUCCUGUGGUACGGGACGCCCGUCUGGCUUCUGCUCGGGCCCGCCUACCCGUUCUACCUUACCGCGGUCACCUGCUCGCUCAUGGGCUCGGCCACCUUCCUGCUGGCGUACCUUGUCUCCAGGAACACAUUCCUCGUAGCCAGGAGCACCGUGCUGGAGACGAUACAGAACGGCGUCUCGUUCCUGCUCCUGGGCGGAUCGUCGGCGUUCCUGCUGGUGCAGACGUACUUCUUCCUGUGGCCAAUGUACUUGCUGAUCCCCUUCUUCCAGGCCUACCCCGCCAUGAUGGCGGCCGGGGUACUGGGAGCAACAGCAGCUGCAGUUCACUUCUUGGACUCCGUGCUGGCGUGCCGAAAUCUAAGGCAGUGAAUACGUGCCGACGAAUGCUUGUUUCUUUGUAAUUAAAUAAUGUUAAGCA
Messenger RNA from Dermacentor silvarum, 1407 nucleotides. RefSeq lists its product as uncharacterized. Gene Ontology annotation, cellular component: membrane. The transcript is spliced from 4 exons. The record is from RefSeq and is a predicted model, not a curated record. Lineage: Eukaryota; Metazoa; Arthropoda; Arachnida; Ixodida; Ixodidae. The coding region runs from base 810 to 1358 and encodes 182 amino acids.